This is a messenger RNA of Amphimedon queenslandica, 960 nucleotides long. RefSeq names its product isocitrate dehydrogenase [NAD] subunit alpha, mitochondrial-like. The record is from RefSeq and is a predicted model, not a curated record. NCBI's taxonomy places the organism in Eukaryota, Metazoa, Porifera, Demospongiae, Haplosclerida, Niphatidae. The transcript has 5 exons. Gene Ontology annotation, molecular function: isocitrate dehydrogenase (NAD+) activity; magnesium ion binding; NAD binding. Gene Ontology annotation, biological process: isocitrate metabolic process; tricarboxylic acid cycle. The annotation marks the transcript as partial. Gene Ontology annotation, cellular component: mitochondrion.
UUUAGAGUAUUCAAUCUAUAUGCUAACCUAAGGCCGUGCCGAUCAAUAGAAGGAUACAAGACAGCAUAUGAUAAUGUUGAUCUUGUUACUAUCAGAGAAAACACUGAAGGAGAAUACAGCGGCAUUGAACAUGAGGUGGUUGAUGGUGUGGUCCAAAGCGUGAAGUUGAUUACUAAAGAUGCUUGUUUACGUGUGGCUCAAUAUGCUUUUGAGUAUGCUAGGAAGUCAGGGAGGAAGAUGGUGACUGCAGUUCACAAGUCGAACAUAAUGAGAAGAGGUGACGGGUUGUUUCUCAAGUGUUGCUUUGAGGUCUCUGAUAAAUAUAAGGACAUAAAAUUUAAUGAGAUGUACCUGGACAAGGCUUGCUUAUUGCUGGUACAGGAUCCCUCACUGUUUGAUGUCCUUGUGAUGCCUAAUCUUUAUGGUGAUAUACUCAGUGAUCUUUGUGCUGGGCUGGUUGGUGGAUUGGGGCUCACUCCCAGUGGUAACAUAGGCAGUGAUGGAGUAGCUCUUUUUGAAGCUGUUCAUGGUACUGCUCCUGACAUAGCCGGACAGGAUAAAGCUAACCCCACUGCCCUUCUCCUCAGCUCACUGAUGAUGCUAAGAUACAUAAACCUACCCGACCAUGCCAAGAACAUAGAGAACGCAGUCUUUAAGACAAUCAGAGAAGGAAAGAAGACAACUGCUGAUUUGGGCGGAUCAGCAAAAUGUUCAGAAUACACAGCUGAAAUAAUACGCCAUUUAAAAUAGCGAGGACUGUAGCCGUAGUAGUAGUACUGGUUUAAUAGAUUAGUGACAGUUUAAAUCAUCACUCUUCAUUAUUGUGUGUACUUGUGUAUUUGUGUAGAGUAUAAUGAAUCAGCAUUAUCACUAGAUAUUGGUAUCGGACACUUAUCAUCCAUCAUCGUUGUUUUAUUAUUGAUUUUUAGCAUUGUUGUUGUUUCUGUUAUUAGAAUUUAA